Melampsora larici-populina 98AG31 is the source of this 1287-nucleotide messenger RNA. RefSeq lists its product as uncharacterized. The record is from RefSeq and is a predicted model, not a curated record. Lineage: Eukaryota; Fungi; Basidiomycota; Pucciniomycetes; Pucciniales; Melampsoraceae. The transcript has a single exon. Bases 1 to 1287 code for a protein of 428 amino acids.
AUGCGGACUGACGAGACUGGAUUUUAUCGACAUUUGGUUGGAUCAACAGAUUCCAGAAGAACUGCCUUAGGAACGCUUAUUCAAGAGGCCUACGCUCGUGGAGACAACGCAGAGGCGAAUUCCUUGUUGAAGCUGCUGGAUAAGGACGCGGCACAACCAAAACAACAUAAUCAGUAUGUUAUGGACGAAGACGACACUCGUUCCAACAAGUCAAUCGAUACCUCGGUAGCUUUCGUAAGAGAGGUUGUCCCCAAACAAAUCGCAGCCUUGCAACCGACACAAGCACCAAAAGUCGAUAACCCAGUACCUCAACAAGAACAACCUCAGCCCGAAAACAACACAAAUGGUGAGACUUCAAACCCGGCAACCUGGUUUGAAGGAGCGUCGUCCAAGGAGGAAUCAGAUAAGGCUCAAGCUAUUAUGACAUCUAAAAAAGGAACUCUCGAAAUGAAAAACGGGGACAUAAUUCAUAAUGGAAGAAUUUUGAAGAGUGGAAACGCACAAAUGAAAGAGUCAUUAGCGCCGUUAUCACCUGGUUUAACUAUAAUCUUAAAAAAUUUAUUGUCGUACAUUCAACUUACUGUAUUCGAUGAAGAAUGGUUAGUUAAAGAUCAAAAGGCGUGGUCUUCAAGAACUACAAAAUCAGACAAAAAAGAGUCAGGUGAAGCUCGUAUUUACGGCGGAGAAGCCCCGGUAGAAGAACUCACGAUAGAUUUCGAGGUCUGGGGUGAUUGUAUGGAGUUAUUCUGCUCCCACCUAACUGCAUGCGGUUGGAAGCCCAUGACGGAUCGAUUUGAAGGUCACAUCGCGGUAGUGAAGAAAUUACGGAAGGACUUUGGUUGGAUGGUAGCGUUAAGGUACUUCAGAUUGGUCCGGCAGGGCGUAAUGCGUGAAACCGUGGACAAGUCAAUCGGAAAUUAUGCUGAAUUACAAGAGACCUUGUUAGUCGAAGCCAAGACAACUGCUGAAAGUUACAACGAACGGCAUUACAAAACUAAUCCUUACGCACCCGGGAAACCAAAAGCCAACAUUUGUCCUUUAACCAAUAAGUCAAAGUCACACAUACCUUCAACCAUAGUAAACUCUUCGACAAACACGGAAAAUCGCCAUUCCUUCACAAGCAGCUACAGAGGGAAUGGAAAGAAGGGAAAAGGUGGUGGUUACAAAGGAAGACACGAUGAUGGUCGACGUAGAGACGAUUGGAAACGGGAUGACCGUUAUGCUAGUGAUCGGUACGCUUCUGAUAAGUACGCCAGACACAGAAGCAGAAGCAGGAGCCCUGAUUGA